This is a messenger RNA of Suillus fuscotomentosus, 993 nucleotides long. RefSeq names its product P-loop containing nucleoside triphosphate hydrolase protein. The transcript has 3 exons. Lineage: Eukaryota; Fungi; Basidiomycota; Agaricomycetes; Boletales; Suillaceae. Bases 95 to 718 code for a protein of 207 amino acids. The record is from RefSeq and is a predicted model, not a curated record. Gene Ontology annotation, molecular function: GTP binding.
CUUGGGCGUUGGGCGUUCAACUUUGAGCUCCCCUACUGUAUCCAUUCCUCCCAGGGCAUAGUUUACUCGGGAAGAGGAGAUUGGAUUGAGCUCAAUGUGUUCGAAACUAGAGAGUCGGACGUCGAGGAACGUAGUCAUCAUUGGUCAUUCUGGGGUGGGGAAAAGUUCACUCAUUAACAUGCUUUGCCCCUCGGCCGACGCUCCUGUAUCAAAUGACGUUUUCGGUUGCACAACGACAGAACGAGCGUACUUAUGUGACCUUGGGAGACAGCAAUCCUGUAUGGUACACGAUACAAUCGGUCUCGAAGAAGGGUCUUGGGGCUUCCUUUGGGCCCCGAAAGCAGAGAGGCGGCUCAAGUCAUACUUGAAGAAGAGCAAACCUCACCUUGUGGUGUACUGCAUGCCAGGAGUAAGACGCUAUUUGAAGAAAUCGUAUGGGCGAAGCUUUAAUAAAUUCAAGUCGAUGGCGGGAAAGGUGCCCAUUGUAGUGGUUGUCAACCACUUGGAGGAUUCCCGGCAUUCGGAAGACUGGUGGUCAGCCAAUCUGGAUGUACUCCGAAAAAUUGGUAUUCCGGAGUCUACUCAACAUGCGUGCGUCACCACCCUACCCGAGGUCGACUUCAUGUAUGAAAUCUAUGGUUCAUCCAAGCGUGGAAUCUAUGAUUCAUCCCGCGAGGCUGUCAAAGCCCUGAUCAUGAACAACCUUCCCCAAUACUAGAUGUGUAAUCUGAAGAAAACACUCGGGAGAAAGUUUGCAUAACAGAGAAAGAUACUGUCCCUCAUCUCACGAGGCAUUGCAGUCUUUCUCGAGACGUCGCAAGCCAGUUGGCUAGUAUGAGGUAGAUCAUGUAAGAGGAUACUUAUUUACUUUAACCCCUCUCUAUGCCUUAUGCUCAUCGGAUUGGACUUCGUCCUUGUCAAUGAUACGUUACACAUGAGUUGAUACAUACCCGUCGUACUAUAUAAUCCUAAUAUUAUGUCACAUCGCAAUCA